AUGUUUUAUUCACAGUUCAUAUUGGCAAAAAAGGGUCCAUUAGGAACCAUUUGGAUAGCGGCGCACUUGGAGCGUAAGCUUCGUAAAAAUCAAGUUGCUGAUACUGAUAUUGGAGUUUCUGUAGACUCAAUUCUUUUUCCUGACGUGCCGAUUGCACUUCGGUUGUCAAGCCAUCUAUUGCUUGGUGUGGUGAGAAUCUAUAAUAGAAAGGUGAACUACCUAUUUGAUGAUUGCAGUGAGGCUUUGCUCAAAGUUAAGCAAGCUUUUCGCUCCACUGCUGUUGACCUACCCCCAGAAGAGUCAAAAGCACCAUAUCACUCUAUUACCUUGCCCGAGAAGUUUGAUCUUGAUGAUUUUGAGCUGCCAGAUACUGACAUUACCCAGGGUAACUAUGUUGAUCAUCAUAUUAGUUCGAGGGAGCAAAUCACCCUUCAGGACACGAUGGAGGGUGCCAGUUAUUCCACAUCAAAGUUUGGGCUGGAUGAGAGAUUUGGUGAUGGCGAUGCUUCUGGAUUGGACCUUGAUGAGGAACUGUUUAUGAACAAAAUUGGAGCUGCAGGCAAUGCCAAUGAGAGUGCUGAUCCCCAGGCUUCUUACCGACCAACAUCACCCCUCAAGCAUGAUGAACAUCUUGUAGAUAGGGCCACAAAUUCAGACAUAAUGGUCGAUGAUGCUGAUGAACCAGAUGAUCUCAUGGACUAUGCACAGGCUCCGUGCACUCCUCGACUGGUGGAGGAACCAAAUUUAUCUAAUGCCAAAGUUGCCUCAGCAUGUGAUGACCAUCUGGAAUCGGAAUAUCAUUUAAUGGAAUCAACAGUGAGGGAGAACGAUGAUAAUGUUCUUUACAAGGAUAAACAAGAGGCGGAUUGGUGUUCCCGAGAAGAUAAAAUUUCUGAUGCUGUACCUCUGGGGCAACACGAGGAGAAUGGUCACCUUUCGAGUAGCUUGGAAAUGAAUGAAUCAAAUUCACAUCGUGAAUUUCCUCUAGAAGGUCAUGAUGAAGCCACAAGACCUAUUUCAGAAUUCACUGAUGGGAUUGAGGUAGCUAAUGGCCAACUUCUGGAGAAUUUGCAAACUGAAGCUGUCCAAGAAGUUAACAAGACUGGUAAUAACUAUCAAGGUCCCGGUGAAGUUGACAUGGAAAUAAAUGCUGGUGAAACCUCUAGAUUGGCUAGCAGUGACCAGCAAGUUGCUGAAGGUGUACCCUUAAAAGAUCUAGCUUGGCCUGGGGUUGAUGUCUCUAACUGUGUAGGAAAAGCUAUUAAUCAGCAGGAAUCAUGUGAUGAUGGUCUGGGAUUGGCUCCGAAAAAUCAAGUUGGAUCAUUCCUAGAAGCUCCUGAAACUCGAGCUUGUCAGCAAACUGAAAACUCGAUGAAUCUCGAGACUUGUGAUAAAGAGGUGUCUAGUGUAACUAUACUAUCUGGGCAAUACAAUUCUACCCUGGAAAAUCGUGAUGUCACAAAGCCUGGGGAUAGCAUCUCAACUGAUGCUGGUGCAAAGUCCAAUGCUCCUUCCUUCGUAAUCUAUGAACGUGAAGACGCAAUUGAGCCAGGUCAAGAGUACGGCAUAAAUAGCAACCCUGAGCAUAACCAGAAGGAAAAUCAAGUGCCAGAGCUUGCAUCCGGUGAAGAUACCUUGGUGACUGUUGAGGAAGCGGAUACUCAAGUACAUAAUACAAAUUCACAUACUCAAGUACAUAAUGCAAAUUCACAAGAUAGGUCUGUUGAGGAUUUAAAAAACUCAGCGGAACAUGAGCUUUCUGCUCCUGAGAAAUUGCUUUCAGUACCAGAAGGCCAUGUGGAUUCACAUAUACACAUGCCAGUAGGGAUCAACACGAGUGAAUUCAUGGGGUUCGAUGGAGGUGAUGCCGGGAGCAAGAGCGCUGCAGGCAGAAAGCGUAGUUUUACUGAAAGUACAUUAACAGAGCAGAGUCUGAAUUCAGCUGAAUCCUCGAGGCAAGUCCGUGCUAGAACCGCAGGAUCGGUUCCGGAUUACGAUGAUUUGUUGUCAUCCAUUUUAGUUGGUAGAAAAUCGUCAGUUCUGAAAGUAAAGCCAACACCUCCACUCACUGAGGUGACCUCAAUGAAGCGUAGUCGUUCCGUUCCUCGUUCUAAAGCUCCCAAAAGGAAAGUGCUUAUGGAUGAUACCAUGGUUUUGCACGGCGACACGAUACGACUUCAGCUGACCAAUACAGAAGACAUACGUCGUGCUAGAAAGAAAGCUCCGUGCACGCUGUCCGAAAUUUCAGUCAUACAGAAACAGCACAUGGAAGACGAAUUUUUUGUCGAGACUGUAUUCAGUGGCAUGACAGCUGAAUUGGCAUCUUUGCAUAGUCAGAUUUGUGAUUUGAGUCGCAUCAGGGUUUGCAAAGAUGAUCUAAAUGGUCCCUCUCUUGAAACUUUGGCUGAAGCAAGGCUGCCUUCCCAAGACGACACAAUUCUCGCUACCCCUGAAAGCACUUUUGGACCAAACUUAGCUUCCCUGGAUGACAACAAAUCUGGUGUUCCUAUUGAAACUGUGGCUCGAUUGCAUUCAACAUCCUCUAAUAAUGAAAACCAUGAUGAAGCACCCAAAGGUGAUAAUGUAAUAGAAACAAGUGAGCAAGGGGUAAACAAUCAGAUUUUAAUCGCGACAGAGAAUGAAACAACGAGUCUCCAUGAGAUUCUGCCAGAAAAUGAAAUAAUUCUGGAGGGAGUCAACGACACAAAAGGCGAUGAUAGUCUCAGUCAAGAGCCAACUAAGCCUACUGAUGAUGUGCGCACAGAUGCUUCAGUGGAUGAGGUUUUAGUGAAUGCAGCUGAUUUAGGAGCGGGUCCCACAGAUGCUGUUUCUGACAAUCUUUCUAUUCCUGAAGUUAGGGAAUUAGACCCCACCAGACAUGUUACGGAUGAUGUGGAUCAAACUGGCUGUUUAGACGAGUCCGGCAAGAGAAAUUCUCACGUGAAUGUGGAUGCAUUGGAUGUUGUGCCCUCAGCUGAGUUGGAUUGUGCCGAUAAUUAUGAUGGGCAGGGAAUUGCCAGAGAAGUGGCGAAGAAGGAUGAUGAUAUUAAUGUGGAGUUGGUUAUGGAAGUUGGAGAAAAGGAUGAUAUUUUUCUGGAUAUGAACGAAGAUGCAGCUGUUGAAAAGGGACCCGAUGUUAAUUACAGGGAGCUGGAGCAUAAUCUUGAAACCGAAUUUUAUAAUGAACAACAACGAGAAUUGGAGUUUUCACAUCAAGUGCUUGAGGGCAUGCUAGAUGAUGGUUUCAUUAAUGCUUCAGAAAAUCCAAAUCACUCGGAAGCUUAUCAACCCAAUGUGAUGGAUGCAGAAACUUGUGGUUUUGACAUGAAUUAUCCAGGCCUUUCAGAGUUUCUCAAUGUUGAUGAUGACGAGCUAACUGAAAUAGCUGAAGAUCAUAUGCCUGAUGAUGAAGAGACACAGUAUACUGAGAACAGUGGGUGGUCUUCGCGUACUAGGGCUGUCUCCAAGUACCUCCAGUCGGCAUUUGCUAAAGAGGCAGAAAGUGGGAGGAAGUCUCUUUCCAUGGACAAACUUUUAUUUGGUAAAUCGCGCAAGGAAGCAUCUAGAAUGUUUUUCGAGACAUUGGUCCUUAAAACACGAGACUAUAUCCAUGUAGAGCAGCCUAAUCCGUAUGAUGACAUCACAAUAAAACCUCGAACGAGGCUCAUGAAAUCAGACUUCUAA
Molecule: messenger RNA, 3684 nt
Organism: Striga hermonthica
Lineage: Eukaryota; Viridiplantae; Streptophyta; Magnoliopsida; Lamiales; Orobanchaceae
Source: the annotation of a GenBank genome assembly